AUCUCCGCGGCAGAACCUUGGUUUCAAGUGUUAAAGCGUCCAAGAGAAGCCAUCUGCAAAAUUGGCUCUAAAUCCAAAUUUCCCUCCACUUCCUCUGCGCCACCAAUUCAAAAUACUCGAUUUCCACAACCCUCUCUGGUUCCAUCUUCCUUCGCCCUCAGUUCGAUUUAGUCUUCGCAGAUUGUUGCUCCGUUCUCAUGCCCCCCGUCAACGCCGCCGUCCACCGCCGCCACCAGUCCUCUGCAUCCCAGUUACCUCAAUUCCACACACCUACUAAUGCUGGCGAUGACGACGAUCUUCUUCCUUCCACCCAGACAGUUCUCUCAUCGCGAUCUUCAACCUCUCAUAAACCCUUAGCGACCUCCGACUUAUCGCUCCACAUUCGCGCUUCCAAGAGGCCGAAGCGUUCUGCUCCGACGGCCACUGGACAGGUAAACAUUCCCUCUAUAACACAUUGCGAUGUCGGAUUUAAGCCAAAUUUUGAUAGACACGAUGGCGCUGCUGCUUUGGAUGAUGGUGAAGUAUUCGGUUCGUCGGAAAUGGAUUUGGGUUGCAGUUUGGAUUUGAUACAGCCGAGCAUGGUUGGCUGCAGUUACGAAACUCAUGAUGCAAACUCGGUAGAGGAGAUAUUUGAUGGGGAUGGUGAUUUUUCUGGUGCGACGGAUGAAUGUAAGGGGUCGAAGCUAAAGGGGGGCUACUUACUCAAUUCGAUUGAAUCUAGGUUGAUGAAUUCGAGAGUAGAUUGCGAUGUUGGAGUCAGUGGCAGUGGAGUUGACAAGGAGAGCAGUGAUGAUUUUGAGUCGGAUAAGGAGCUAGACUUGUUGCUUAAUCUGCAUUCGCAACUGGAUGAGGAAGACCGUAUUAGUGGAGUGGGAUUUGGUACUGAGGAAUCAUAUUUUCCAGUGGAUGAAGAUCUGAUUCAAUGUCCUCUUUGUGGAGUUGAUAUUUCUGAUCUUAGCGACGAGCAACGUCUUGUACACACAAAUGAUUGUAUUGACAAAGAGGACGCCCAAGCUCAAACUGCUGCUCUCACCCCUGAUAAAAAGCAAACUUCAGGGCCUCAACAAUCUGCUGAUAAAUCCAGAUUUUCAACUGUUCUCAAAUGGUUGCAUGAUCUUGGUUUAUCGAAAUAUGAAGAUAUUUUUGUUAGGGAGGAGAUCGAUUGGGAAACAUUACAGUGGUUGACUGAUGAGGAUCUCAAUAAUGUGGGUAUUACUGCACUUGGCCCCAGAAGGAAGAUCACACGUGCUUUGUCCGAACUCAGAAAAGAAUCUUCUGCAGUUGAAACUUGCACGAAUACACAUGCCCCUUCUGGUACUGGGCAACAUAGUAACAAUGGUUCAGAUGGAUGUGAAGAAUCAACCAAUGGAACUAAUAGAACACCUACGAACAAGUUGAUUACUGAUUAUUUCCCAGGCUUUGCCACUAAUAAGAAGAAUGCAUGCAGCAUUUCUACUGGUCAGAGAGAUGUGGGAAAAAAGUUACCUGACUCUCUUAACAAAGAUAAAAGUAAAACUGCAAAGAGAAAUGUUAGAAAUGAGAAGCUUGGGAAUGUUCCAGUCUGGAGUUGUAUACCAGGGACACCAUUUAGAGUGGAUGCUUUUCGACAUCUUAGAGGAGACUGUUCCCAUUGGUUUCUUACUCACUUUCACAUGGAUCAUUAUCAAGGUUUAACAAAGUCAUUUCGUCAUGGAAUGAUUUAUUGUUCGCCUAUUACGGCAAAGCUGGUAAACAUGAAGCUUGGAAUCCCAUGGGAAAGGUUACAAGUUUUACCUCUCAACCAAAAAGUUAACAUUGCGGGAACAGAUGUAACCUGUUUUGAUGCUAAUCAUUGCCCUGGUUCAAUAAUCAUACUCUUUGAACCACCCAGUGGUAAGGCUGUUCUACAUACAGGGGACUUCCGAUAUUGUGAGCAAAUGGGAAGCUUGUCGGUUUUUCAAACAUGUCGUAUCCAUACUCUGAUCCUUGAUACCACUUAUUGUGAUCCACAGAAUGAUUUCCCAAAGCAGGAGACCGUUAUACAGUUUGUAAUUGAUGCCAUUCAAGCUGAAGCUUUCAACCCUAAAACCCUUUUCCUGAUUGGAUGUUAUACCAUCGGAAAGGAACGACUUUUUUUGGAAGUUGCCCGCGUUCUGCACAAGAAGGUGUAUGUAAGUUCAGCAAAGUUACGCAUUUUGAAAUGCUUGGGGUUCUCAGCGGAGGACAUGCAGUGGUUUACAGUGAAUGAACGGGAAAGUCACAUACAUGUCGUACCUCUGUGGACACUUGCGAGCUUCAAACGACUGAAGCAUUUAUCAAAUCAAUAUGCAAGUCGAUUCAGUCUUAUAGUUGCUUUCUCUCCCACCGGCUGGGCACUUUCAAAAGGAAAGAAGAAAUCUCCUGGAAGAAGGUCGCAGCAAGGUACAAUUAUAAGAUACGAAGUGCCAUAUAGUGAGCAUAGCAGCUUCUCAGAACUGAAGGAUUUUGUAAAGCUUGUCUCUCCUGUAAACAUAAUACCAAGUGUGAAUAAUCAUGGACCUGACUCAGCCCGUGCCAUGAUCUCGCUUUUGUCAUCUUGAUUUGUUCACCACACUCCCAAUGGAUGGUUCUCUCACGUUCUCCAAGCGCUGCAGAAAUGAAAUGGGCUCAGUAGAACUGUUUGUGGCUCCGGCUGAAUCAAAUCUGCAGAUUCACGCUUGUCUUGCCAACCAUGCCGAUAUUGUUGGCACCUAAUGGUCGUAAUUGUGUCGCAAGGAUGACUUCCUAUCGAAUACUAUUUGGCCCUCUUUCGUCGAGGUAACUGAUAUUUUGAUUAAUUGAGUUAUUGUUAAAUUGAUAGUUUAGAAAGAAAAAAGAAAAAUCCCUUUGAUAUUCAAUUGAAUAACUAAUGUU
This is a messenger RNA of Cucurbita moschata (crookneck pumpkin), 2871 nucleotides long. Its product is annotated as DNA cross-link repair 1A protein. Bases 198 to 2558 code for a protein of 786 amino acids. The record is from RefSeq and is a predicted model, not a curated record. The transcript has 11 exons. NCBI's taxonomy places the organism in Eukaryota, Viridiplantae, Streptophyta, Magnoliopsida, Cucurbitales, Cucurbitaceae. Gene Ontology annotation, molecular function: 5'-3' DNA exonuclease activity; protein binding; damaged DNA binding. Gene Ontology annotation, biological process: protection from non-homologous end joining at telomere; double-strand break repair via nonhomologous end joining; interstrand cross-link repair.